Molecule: messenger RNA, 516 nt
Organism: Vigna unguiculata (cowpea)
Lineage: Eukaryota; Viridiplantae; Streptophyta; Magnoliopsida; Fabales; Fabaceae
Biological process (GO): positive regulation of DNA-templated transcription
Cellular component (GO): nucleus
Molecular function (GO): DNA-binding transcription factor activity
Source: RefSeq, a predicted model, not a curated record
AUGCUGUCAUCUUCAUCAAUAGCCACCACCACCGCCGCCGCCGCCGCCACCUGCAACAGGAACAACAACCUCAACCACAAACCCCUCUCUUCCUCACUACCUUCUUCCCAGUUCUCACGCCAAACCCCGACAACCAACAACAACACUGUCAGCAACAAAGCCAUGGAAGAUGUGUGGGACGGCAUCAACCUCACUUCCUUAACCGACCACAACACCAAAGCUGCAAAAUUUCAAGACUUUCUACCUCGACCCUUUAACAGCUUCAUUGUGGACACAUCUCCGGUGACUGCUCUCACCUUAAGCACGCGCUCUGAGUACCCUCCACCGCAAAACCUGCAAUUGGUUCAUACUGCUUCAAAGACCGAACCUUUUGCCCACCCAUUUUCGAAUAAAAGAGCUCCACCACCUUCAAGGGACAUGCGCGACGCACGACUCAUGAAGAAUCGCGAAUCUGCUGCUCGAUCCAGAGCCAGAAAGCAGGAAAAUAUUGCUUCUUCUUCAACUCUCAGUAUAUAG